AUGCUUGCGCUCAAAAACCAAAAACCCUUGCCUUGUGCGCCCCAACUCACUACCGUCCACCGUACACUCAUUCCCCCUUCGCCCUUGGCAGAGAAAACGUUCCCCGCCAAACACAGACGCAAGUCACACCCUCCGACCCCUCGCCUUCCCAAAACAAAACAAAACACCAACACGUCCACCACAAUGGCGCCCCCAAACUCGGCAUUCAGCCUGCAGACAUGUGCGCGCCCCAACAUCCUGGCAUUGGAGCCGUAUCGCUGUGCGCGCGAUGACUACAAGGACGAUGGAACCAAUGUGCUGCUUGACGCGAACGAGAAUGCAUAUGGGCCUGGGUUAGCAUUGGAUAUUGAGGGGGAGAGGAAGAGGACGGCUGUUGGAACUGCGCAUGGCGGCGCAGACGCACCACCUGCCAUUGACAUUGAUCUCGUUGGCCUACACCGGUAUCCAGACCCUCACCAACAAGACCUCAAGCAACUCCUCUGCAACCUCCGCAACACAAACACGCACACGACAACCCCGCUCUCCCCCUCGAACCUCUUCCUAGGCCUCGGCUCCGAUGAAGCCAUCGACGCCCUCAUCCGCGCCUUCUGCACCCCCGGCCGUGACAAAAUCCUCACCUGCCCCCCAACCUACGGCAUGUACACCGUGUCUGCGCACGUCAACGACACGGCACUCGUGCGCGUCCCCUUGCGCCUUCCCUCCUUCGCCCUCGACGUCCCCGCCAUCACCACGGCCCUCUCCUCCGAUCCCACCAUCAAACUCGCAUACCUCUGCUCCCCCGGCAACCCAACAGGCAAACUACUCUCCAAACAAGACGUCCAAACCCUCCUCGAGCACAACUGGAACGGCAUCAUCGUCCUCGACGAAGCCUACAUUGACUUUGCGCCCGACGGUGCCUCCCUCGCACAGUGGGUCACCCAAUGGCCCAACCUCGUCGUCCUACAGACGCUAUCCAAGGCCUUUGGCCUCGCGGGCAUCCGCCUCGGCGCCGCCUUCACAAGCCCGCCCGUCGCCGCUCUCCUCAAUGCCAUGAAGGCACCCUACAACAUUCCCAAUCCCACGAGCCAAAUCGCUCGCACAGCACUCAGCCCACCCCACCUCGCCAUCAUGCGCGCCAACCGCGACCGAAUCCUCCAACAGCGCGACCGCCUCCUCCACCAGAUACCACUGAUACCAGGCAUCGGCCCCCUGCGCGGCGGCCAGGAUGCAAAUUUCCUACUCUACCCGAUUUUAGAGGCCGGCAGCGAGACCAAGGCGUCGAAUGAGGCGGCGUUGGCAGUGUAUGAGGGGUUGGCGGAGGAGCGGGGCGUGGUGGUCCGGUUUCGCGGCAAGGAGUAUGGGUGUGAGGGGUGUUUGAGGAUCACGGUGGGGACCGAGGCGGAAGUGGAUAGAUUUCUCGAGGAGCUUGCGAGGGUGGUGGAGAAGGUACGUGGGGGAUUGGGAGGAAAGGUGCGAGGAGGGGACGAGGAAGAGAAGAAGGAGAAGGAGGCGAGCGCGGUUGUUGCAUAG
Molecule: messenger RNA, 1509 nt
Organism: Plenodomus lingam JN3
Lineage: Eukaryota; Fungi; Ascomycota; Dothideomycetes; Pleosporales; Leptosphaeriaceae
Biological process (GO): L-histidine biosynthetic process
Molecular function (GO): pyridoxal phosphate binding; L-histidinol-phosphate:2-oxoglutarate transaminase activity
Source: RefSeq, a predicted model, not a curated record